AUGCCCGACGCUUUCCCCGACGACACUAUCCUGCCCCCCGCGCCCGAGGCCGUCGUCGACGCUCUCAACUCCCUCGUCUCCUCCGGCUACCUCAACUAUGACCACACCGCGGUCCACAACCGUGCAGGCGCGCUUUUCGCCCGUCUGAAAGCUCUCAACCGCGCCGCCAAUGCCGCCACGCGCACUCACAAGCAGGCCACCGCCGAUGCCAGACACGACAUGGACCAGACUUACCUAGGGCUGCAGAACCUGCUCUAUGAGAAAAGACACCUCGAGCGCGAGAUCGAGAAGUGUCAGCAGUUCGCUUCUGUAUACCAGGAUAUCCCACUGUACUCCGUCGAGGAGUUUAUCCGACUCGCUCCCGAGCAUGCCAAAACGGAAAGGGUCCUGAAUGACGAGCACGAACUGAUGCUGAAUCGCCUCAGUUUCGAACUAGCCGAGCGCCAGAGACUGGAUCAGAAACAGAAAGAACUCGUCAAGCAGAAGGAGGAGCUCUUGAAGGAGAGCAAGGUCCAGCUCGCCACUAUGGACAACGUGAAGGUGCAGAUUGACACGCUCAUCAAGACCGCGACAGAAGUCCAGAAGAAGGUUGGCGAGUUGGUGCAGUCCGUCCCAGCCCAGGGUGCCAGCUAG
Molecule: messenger RNA, 633 nt
Organism: Sparassis crispa
Lineage: Eukaryota; Fungi; Basidiomycota; Agaricomycetes; Polyporales; Sparassidaceae
Exons: 4
Coding region: 1-633 (210 amino acids)
Biological process (GO): positive regulation of DNA-templated transcription, elongation; mRNA export from nucleus
Cellular component (GO): THO complex part of transcription export complex
Molecular function (GO): mRNA binding
Source: RefSeq, a predicted model, not a curated record